UGUUUUGCAAAACUAAGGAAAUCACAUUGACUCACUUCCAGCCUUUGUUUGUUGCCCUCUCCAACUGUCUUGGCUGCUGUGUCUUUGCAAACUUCUGCUUUUAACUUCCUUACUGUGGAACGAGGAGCCCUGAAGCUCAGCAGGGUCUAUGUGUAUAAUACAGGAGCUGCCCUUCACAGGAAACCACAACCACCUAUACUUACUAACACUUACAUGCAUUUGAGGUCCCACCUUGCACGCUGUAGGUUUGUGUCUAAAAGGCCAAGGUUGUUGAACGUGUUUGCCAUUAUGGAUUGAUUCACAGCAUGUUCUUUGAACGCGCUGUUUCUGACUUUAAGUGACGGGGUUUUUGCUUUUUAAAUCCUUGCAGCCAAACUGUAUCACUGGUGGGCUGAACUUCUGAGAAACAAAAGGGGAAAAUGUUCAGAAAGACUCCAGAGAAAUUGACUAGAAUCUCAUCAGUGCUAGUUGAGAGCUCCGCUGUGCUGCUGCUACUGCUGAUGAAAAGGCAUUUUACUCCUUCAGGAAAUCUUCACCUGCUUCCACAUGAGCAGGACCUGAACGUAGUUUCUGAAUAAUAAAUCUUCUCUGCAAUCAUCUUCCCUCAUUAUGUAUAAUGUAACAGAAACAAAAUCACAUUUUGAUAUUUAAGAUUUUUACCGCUGCAGCCUAAUAAGAUAGAAAACAAAAGCUGCAUUUUUAUCCCUGAGUAACAUGAGGUUUGAGUGUGUCAUUUAAAAACUAUCACACCCUGGAGUUAAGAAUUACUCAUGCGUUGCAACUAAAUCAGUGCACUAAUAUGUGAAGACCAUAUUAAGACAAAGUUUUUGCUUCUUCGGGUCAUAUUUUGAGCCUCGGUGUUGGUAAAAGUGACUUAAAGUAAACAAAAUAACUCACAUUGGCAAAAAAGGGCUGCUUCUGUUUUACUUCACAGUCAGAAAACAUCUGAACAUGUGGGAGGGGAAAGUUUAUUCUGAAAUGUCAGCAUCACAGGAACAAGCCGCUAGUCACAGGGGCAAGAAGUUACUGGGCACGACAUGUGCUCAAACCCGCUCUGUGGCUGCACACAUUUUAAACUGGAAAGUAGUGGUGAUGUUCAGUUGAACCUUAAACCUUUUCACUUUUUCUCAACUCACAGCCACAAAGUUCAGCGUAAUUUAUCAGGACUUGAGGUCUGUGUUCACAAUCAGUGAACGCUCUGAAAAUGACUCGAUUCUUCUUGACUUUUUCACCGUUGCAGCUUUUACAUGUGACCAAACUCGUAUCGUUUAAUACCUCAGUGGAUUGUUUUCUGCUACAUCGUUAAAAAUAAUAGUAAUUUCAGAAAUUUUAAUCGAUAUCAACCUACACAAAUCCGUCCACUGCGACUAUUGUUAACCGUUUACGUCCAGUCAUGACCUGGUGAACCGGUCUGUCAGUCAAACCUUUCUAAAGGUAGAGCGGAAGAGGACGGUGGUGGAUUAUCAGUUUUGCUAAGGUCGAUAAAAUCAUUGGAUAAGAUCGGCUUCACAUAUUGGUCGAUCACCGAUCUCCCAAAAUGAAGGAAAUCAGCGCCAACAAAUUGAUGUUUAGAGAUUUAAGAGGCCAAAACGUAUUUAUUCUCCCAGAUAUCAAGCUAAACUGUGAACAGACCUCAAACUUCACAAACUCAAACGUAAUCUAAAUGUAGAACUUGCUACCAUUUUCAUCUGUAGAUAGAUUUUUUUUAACCUAUUCUCUACAAAAACAGCAAAAGCUCAGUCAGACUACAUAGAACAUCAAUUUUCAAGUUUUACCAUAAAUUCCUAUUUAGGUCUGAUCUUUGACUGGGUCAUCCUAAAACAUCAAUAUGGUUUUUCUUUACCUUCCAUUGUGUGUACCAAAUAUUUGUCAUGCUGGAAAGGUGCAUAGCAUCUCUGCCUUUGUUCCAUUAUUGAUCUGUAUUUAACUCCAUUCAUAUUCCCCAGUUUCUCUGUGGGGAUGAUGCAUUUAGGGUGAAGUAUUUUCUGACACAAAUAGCAUUUUUGCUUGCAGGCAAAAAAGUUCAAAUCUGAUCUCAUUUCUUCAGAGCAACGUCCUGCACAUGUUGUGUCCCUUACAUGUCCUGUGGACUCAUCAUGGCUUUUCUCACAUCAUUCCAUAAAGGCAACAUUUUUAAAGUUCAUGACUAAGACAUAUCGUGACAGCAGAUUUUCACACCUUUGCUGUGAAUCUCUGCGGCUCCUAUGGAGUUACCUUGAACUUCCUGGCUGUUUCUGCGAUAAGUUCUCUACUUAUCCAGUCUGUAAGUUUACGGUUUGGCUUUGCAGUUGUGAUAUAAUCUUUCCAUUUUAUAAACAAAGAGGUAACAGGGUUAAAACCAAAUGCAAGCCACAUUUCCAAAUUUUUAUUUGAAAAACAAUAAAAUAAAAUCCAUAGUUUCUGUCCUUAUUCAUAAUUACGAUCUGAUUCAUGUCAAUCAUGUCUAUUAUCCAACAAAAUAUCCAGAGAUUUCCAAUUUUAUUGUAACAAAGGCCCAACACUGUUGUUUGAGAGCCAUUAUAUAUACACUGCUCAAAAAAAUAAAGGGAACAUUCAAAUAACACAUCCUAGAUCUGAAUGAAUGAAAUAAAUAUAAAAAUAAUUUCCACCUGUUGUCUAUUCCAUUUGCACAACAGCAGGUGAUAUUGAUUGUCAAUCAGUGUUGCUUUCUGAGUGGACAGUUUGAUUUCACAGAAGUUUGAUUUACUUGGAGUUAUACUGUAUUGUUUGAGUGUUCCCUUUAUUUUAUUUUUUUGAGCAGUAUAUAAAAAAAAAAAAAAAUUCUUAAUAGAGUUAAUUAUCCAGGAGUGAUAUAAAUGUUUUUAUGUAUUUAGUUUUUCAUUUAAUUUUGUACAUUUAUUUAUUUGCUGGGUUUCACGUUUAUGUCUUGAUUGCAGAAAAUAACUGUAUGCCUCAGUGUGACCUGAUGACCUGAACAUGAUUCACGGGGGAAUGGCUGACAUUUCUCAAGAGGGGGCGCUACUUUUGCAUAGAAAAGUAUGCAAAAUGAUCAGCCACUUCCAACAUUGAAAUCCAAAUAAUUCAUGAUUUCUUCAGGCUCAGGAAUCUAGUGACACUCAGUGCAGUGUAUGUUUUCCUCUUCCCAAUACAAAAGCCAGUAUUAACUUGUCUCUGCUUGUGGAGACAAGUUAAUACUCGCUAAUUACUUUGACUUUAUUCCCUGAAGCUGAACUUUGGACUUUUAUUGAUGUCUUCACACGGUUAGUGAACAAUUAGCUAUUGAGAUAUUUAUCAAUGCAGUCUGUUCGAGCCAAACAUUUUUAAAAAAAGGUUUUUCUGAUCAGAAUCACAUUCAGAAGCCUUCAUUUCCAGGAAAAUUAAUCAGAUGCUGCAGUUUUUCUGUAACGAGCUGCAGAUUGCUGAGAGGACCAUUUACUUCAAGGUGCAACGCGUUUUAACCCGACCAGACUUAGAAACACACACACAUACAGUUGCCACUGUACUCUCACUAACCUCAUUAUAGUUAUUCGCAUCAGUUCAGUGAAUGUGGGUUAGUCUCUCUGCUCAUUUCCUCCCUCCAGAUUCAUCUCAGUGCAAGGAAAUGCCUCAGGUUUGAGUUCAGAUGACCCGCCCUCAUGAGCAGCACACACACGCUGCCUGCUGCAAGUUCAGCUCCGCUCUGUAAGUCACUCUGGAAAAGCUAUGAAGGACAUACUGGUGCUGCUGCUUCUGCUGACUCUCCGAGCUGUCAAGGUUCGCUCGAUCCCCUAUCAGCCUGACUCCAACGGAAAUUGCCGCAACCUGACAACAGAGUACUUGCACGAUGGUAUUAACUUGUGCUGCAAGAAAUGCCCCCCUGGGCAAAGACUGAGGCAAGAGUGCUCUAGAAACUCCGACUCAGAGUGUGAACCAUGUGGAUCAGACCAGUACAUCGAGACAUGGAACUACACCCCAAACUGCUUGUCCUGCAGCAAGUGCAAAGACAAAAAAGGUCUUGUGAAUCACCAGAGCUGCUCCGCAACUAGAAACGCCAAGUGUGUUUGCAAACCUGGGAUGUUCUGUGAGAUGGGGUUUGAUAACCCAUUCUGCACAGACUGCAGGCAGUAUAGAGUUUGCAAAGCUGGAUUUAGAGUUUCUGUGCCAGGCACGCUGAACUCUGAUGUGAAGUGUGAGAAAUGCCCCACAAAUCCCUGUCCGCUUCGUACAACAGUACAAACGGUAACGACUACAGUUACAGUAAACGCCACAACGUCACGAGGCCCACAGCAGACGAUGCGGCCUCACCUAACUAUGGGAUUCAAAGGCCCUAAACCAGAACAACCCAUCAGCGAAAUGGUUGCGGUCAUUGCUGGUGCCUCUGGAUUCCUUUUGUUUCUUAUCAUCGUCUUCCUCCUGCUGAUACUUUGCAAACGAAAGAAAACUAGAGAUUCUGGAUACUUAUCACCUAAAGUAGAUGCAAAUGGAAACUGUGAGGCAGCAGAACAGAAAUUUUCUCAGAUGAUUUCAUCCGAACUUACCUCACCGGAGCAAAUGUGUCUGCUGGAGAAAGGGGAAGUCACCAGUGACCACAGUGUGAGCAGCAGUGAUACCGAAACUUCAACCAGGGCGGAUGAUUUCAGCAGCCAUGAGUACCCCAAGCCUCUACAACCAACUUUAGGUUUUGACAAUCCAGCGUCUCUCCUGUCGGAGCCCAUGACCUUACAGUCCGUCCCCUUCACUCCUCAACGCAGCAUCAGCACACAGAGCUCCUCUCAGCCCACCAGCCCGCAGAUCGUCAGCCCCGUAACGAACAGUCCCCACGUCAACGUCAACAUCACUUUGCAUAUAGGAAAUGGUUCCUGUGGGACGCCGUCUUUUCAGCCGGGAGACUUUAACCAAGUGGAGCAUCAACUUCCCUUUGGACAGGAAGAGGAGUCCGUCAGCGCUCCUCAGCAAGAGGCAGGCAAACUGUCGUUUAUGUCAGUCGAGGAGAGUCCCAGCUAUUGCACAUGAAAACCUCUGUCCCUUCUGAACAUUGUUUUUAACAUUACUGUAAAAGGCUUUGACUGAAAGAAUGUGCAGCAAAAACCCAGUGCUUUGUUUUGUCUUCAGCUGUUACUUUAUGGGUAUGUGUAUAUAUUGUUUGUUGUUGUACAUAAAUGUUCAAAAUAUAGAUUUAUUUAACUUUUUUUUUCUUUUUUACAUAUGUUUCUGGUUUGUACAGUGGACAUAAAAUAAAAGGGCAUUCAAGUGA
Molecule: messenger RNA, 5194 nt
Organism: Poeciliopsis prolifica (blackstripe livebearer)
Lineage: Eukaryota; Metazoa; Chordata; Actinopteri; Cyprinodontiformes; Poeciliidae
Gene: tnfrsf1b
Product: tumor necrosis factor receptor superfamily, member 1B
Exons: 8
Coding region: 3664-4953 (429 amino acids)
Biological process (GO): negative regulation of neuroinflammatory response; immune response; positive regulation of membrane protein ectodomain proteolysis
Cellular component (GO): membrane
Molecular function (GO): tumor necrosis factor receptor activity; tumor necrosis factor binding
Source: RefSeq, a predicted model, not a curated record